Messenger RNA from Galeopterus variegatus (Sunda flying lemur), 2115 nucleotides. RefSeq lists its product as uncharacterized. The record is from RefSeq and is a predicted model, not a curated record. NCBI's taxonomy places the organism in Eukaryota, Metazoa, Chordata, Mammalia, Dermoptera, Cynocephalidae.
AUGAGGACAGGGAGAGAGAGCAUAGAGCCCAUCUCCUCCAUCAUCAGCUUUAACCGGUCCCUGAGUGACUGUGAUGUGGAGGAAUACCUGAAGGUCAAGGCCAAGGCCCAGGAGUCUAACUCUGACCACCAGCACAACACCGUCGGACCCCCAGCAAAGAGAGUGGCCGAUGCCAGCCAGGAGCAGAGGUCAGAAAAAGAAACAGCAAUUUUAGGGGGCCCAACUGUGGGCCAGGCAUGCCUCUUCGAGGCCUUCUUCCCCCUCAUUGCAGCUUUCACCGUGGAAACCUGUUACUCCACUAAAGGGGAGCUCAUGCCAGCCCUCCAGACACAUGUCUGGGAAAUGGAGAUUACCUUUUCUAAAAAUCCCUUAUUUCCACCUUCUGUGCCCAGUCUUGGAAUAGGAACUAGAAAUACAGUGCCCGUGUGCUGCAAGUACAAGCUUCAUAAGACCCUGGCUCACAAGACUGAGGAGAAGCCCUGUGUAACCCACACUGAUUUCCAGGAUGCCAAUGUCAUCUUCCUAGGGGGGAUGCACCCCAGUGACAUCAGGCAGUACCUGGAGGGCCACCCCCGUGGUGGUAGAAGUUCACAACUGGACCACAAGACAGAGAAGUAUUCUCGGAAGCCCACCCUGUUUGGGUAGGACCCCCUCGAUUUGCACCCCAACUUCCCGGCCUCUAUCUCUCCCAGACAGAUAGAGAAAUGUUUAUCCCAGAACAAGAUGUGGGACCCUUAUGGGGCUGCCUGGGUCAGUUUUGCCAAACUUCUCUUUGGCCACACGUACUUGAACCUGGCUGUGCCCAUCCACAGCUGCGAGGCGAAGCCCAUGAGCUGUGGCCAGGACAGCAGGAGCAGGAUGGUUGUGAGGUUUUGGGUCCCCAUGGAUGGCUACCAGCAUGGCCCAGUGCUCAUGGGCAACUACCGAGAGGCUAACUCUCUGCUCAAACUGCUAGUGGACAUUCUGGUGCCACUGAGGGCCGGGACCAAAGCCCCCGAUCUAGACCUCAUAGACCUCCAGUCGGGCCGCAUCAUUUUCAUGUUCAACUCCAAGAAGCUCUUCCUCCUCUUCAGCCUGCUGCAGGACAUCACCAUGGUCAAUGCCAAGGCCAUGGAUCAGAACUUCCCCACCAGGAGCAUCCAGCAGAUCCAUCCACCCUCCAGCAGCACCGGCUUCCAUCUGCUGGGCGGGGAGGUCCACUUCUUCACUGUGGAAGGCUUGGUGGACAGAGGCUUGAGGCAGCUGUUGGAGAGCCACCAGAGCCAAGUUCAGAUGUCCCAGGACCCACAUGGUGACAGCAAGGAGUUCCAGAAGUUGUCUACCCAGGAGGAGCCACAGGCACGCCGAGGCUCGCGCGCCGCCGCCGUCCCGCGCCCCCGACCCCUCCGGCGGCCCCCGGGGCUGUGCGUGCGCAGCGCGGAGCGGGUGGCCGCGGCGUCCCAGCGCUGGGCGGCCGGGCUCGCUGUUCCCGCGCUGUCCCAGGAGCAACAGCCCGAGCGGGGGCGGCUGUGUAACCGGGGAGGCCUCCAGGGCCACGGGGCCUCCGCUGCUCAUUCCUUUAGGGAAAAGCCACUGACCAGUGCUGGCUCUCGAAGGGUGGCCGAGGUGCAGCGCCAGUCCCCCUCUCAGGAGGCCACAGUCGGAAGCAGAGAGGGACACAAAGUCAACUGCAGCCGGAAUAGGGGUGGUGAUACCUGUCUUGCAAGGCAGGUGAGGCUGAGUGAGGUAUCCGCUCUUUGUUCCAGGAUCUACGACAUCUGCCAAAACAGCACUGACCUCAGGGAGGUGACAGUGAGGCUGCUGCCUUCCUCUGCCGUGAUCAAAGACUUGAGAGAACUCACAGACGAAACACUGUUGGCCUUAAUAUCUCUGCCCACCCCCGGUCUUGAAGACUUCCAAAAUCGGAAAUCCACUUUCACCUUGGAGAUCCAUGCCCACCAGGAGAAGUACCUGCAGUGGCAGAGCACCAUGGUGCUGAAGAAUAAAGACCAGAAGGACAGCCUAAUCCAGCUCCAGCCCCACGACCGUCUCCGCUCUUCCCGCGCGCCAAGCUCCCUGGCUCCUCCGGCUCCUGGCAGCCUGCUCACCACCAGCCCCACCCUCAUCGUGCGCAUG